Messenger RNA from Strongyloides ratti, 723 nucleotides. RefSeq names its product Tetratricopeptide-like helical domain-containing protein. Gene Ontology annotation, molecular function: microtubule binding. Gene Ontology annotation, cellular component: spindle microtubule; cytoplasm; mitotic spindle pole. Bases 1 to 723 code for a protein of 240 amino acids. The transcript has a single exon. The record is from RefSeq and is a predicted model, not a curated record. Lineage: Eukaryota; Metazoa; Nematoda; Chromadorea; Rhabditida; Strongyloididae.
AUGGAUAAAUUUAUUGAACAUUUGGAAGCUUUUGAAAAUGAUAAUUCAGAAGAAGAUUAUUAUGAAUAUUUAAAUCAACUUAAAGAUUCAGAUAAUAUUAAUGAUGAGGAACGUAUUCAAGUUAAUUGGAGACUUUUGCAUUUACUUGAUGUUCUUGCAAAUUCAUUGUCAUCCAAAGAUAAAUUAAGAAAAAAAUACAUUAUGGAUGGUGUUCAAAUGAUUGAUAAAGCAAUUGAAUUAGCACCUGAAGAUGUCAAUACAGUCAAAUGGUCUGCUGCUAUACUUGGACUUUCCAUUGAUUAUUGUGAUAUUAAAAAAAAAUGUCAAAAUGGAUAUAAAUUUAAACAAUUACUAGAUAAAGCCUUAUCCCUUGACUCAAAUGAUCAUAAUUUAAUGCACAUGCGUGGUAGAUAUCAUUAUGGAGUAGCUGAAUUAUCAUGGUUUGAAAAAAAAUCAGCACGUUUUAUUUUUGGUACACCUUUAGAGAGUACAUAUGAAGAUGCACUUGAAGAUUUUUUAAAAGCUCAUAACUCAGAAGAUGGACCUUAUUGGAUAGAAAAUAUGUCAUAUAUUGGAAAAUGUUUAUGGAAUUUAAACAGAAAAAAAGAAGCUAUAGAAUAUUUAAAGAAAAUUCAAAAUCUACCAAUUUAUGAUAGUUAUGAUCAAGAGAUUGUGGAUGAGGUAGAAAAUUAUAUUAUCAAAUAUGUAGAUGAAAAAGAGUAA